AUGCAUCAGUUGGAUAGCAAUGGGUCGUCCGAGCAUUCUCUGAACAGCUCAUCGAGGCUCAAGGAUACGCACAGCUACGUUGGAUUUGCCAAUUUUCCCAACCAGGUCUUCCGGCGUGCCAUUAAAAAUGGCUUCGAAUUUACGUUGAUGGUUGUCGGUUGCUCUGGCCUUGGCAAAUCUACAUUCAUCAAUUCACUUUUCUGUGCCGAAAUCAAUAAUGUGGAAAUGGAAAAUCGAACAGUUACGCCGACGCUGCAGAUUGAGGAAAAAAUGGUUCGCCUGGUUGAAAAUGGCGUUACACUGAAUCUUACACUGGUCGAUUGCCCGGGUUUUGGAGAUGCUCUCGACAAUAGCCAGUGUUGGGAGCCGAUCGUGAAUUUUAUCGAGAAGAAAUAUUUGGAUUACUUCUCAGAAGAAACCAAAAUUGAGCGCUCAGCAAUAAUUCCGGACAAGCGUGUUCAUCUUUGCCUAUAUUUCAUCAGUCCAACUGGUCACGGGUAA
Messenger RNA from Gongylonema pulchrum, 501 nucleotides. NCBI's taxonomy places the organism in Eukaryota, Metazoa, Nematoda, Chromadorea, Rhabditida, Gongylonematidae. The record is from the annotation of a GenBank genome assembly.